AUGCGCUUCUCGCUGGAGUCCCUCACGGCCUUACUGGCCUGUGUCUCCGCCAGCUAUGCCCUUCAGUCGUCGCCAAUAGAACCGGACACACCGGUGUCCGAGCUGAUAUCCUCGGCAAAAGCCCAUCUGGCGAACGGUUCGCCUCGCGAGGCCUUGCCAUACUUCGAUGCAGCGAUCUCGCGGGAUCCAACCAACUAUAUUACCCUUUUCCAGCGAGGCGCAACCUAUCUGUCCGUUGGCAAGAACUCUCAGGCUUCCGAUGAUUUUGAUCGGGUCUUGGAGCUCAAGCCGGACUUUGAGAGUGCGCUUAUGCAACGAUCUCGCCUCAAGGCACGGUCCGCGCAUUGGGAGGAUGCCCUGCGUGAUCUCGAACGCGCUGGGAAACAGUCUUCGACGGAAUAUCAGGAACUACAGGUGGCGCAGAAGGCUGCGGGUCUGGCUUUCGACGCUGAGAAAAAGGGUGACUGGGAGACUUGUGUCGGACAGGCUAAUGAGGCCAUCAUGAAGGCCAACACAGCCCUGGCCCUACGACAGACGCGGGCACACUGUCGUUUUGAGAGAGGCGAUGUGGAAGAAGGCGUUAGCGACCUCGCUCAUGUCCUACAAAUAUCCCCCGGUUCGGUGGAGCCGCAUCUACAGAUGUCGUCCAUGCUGUUCUACUCGUUGGGUGACAGUGAGCGUGGUCUCGCACAAAUCCGCAGAUGUCUUCACUCAGACCCAGACUCAAAAUCUUGUAGUCGCCUUUACAAGAGGGAACGGAAACUUGCGAAGAGCUUGGAGAAACUACACGACUACCUGGGAGCACGCAAGUUCAACAACGCGGUGAAUAUCAUGGUGGGAUCCGGUGACGAUAAGGGCCUGAUCGCCGACGUCAAGGCCGAUGUCGCGGAGAGGAAAGAGGCUGGUCAUAUUCACCCGGCUGCGUCCAAUAAUCUGUACAUCUUCCUCGUCGAGAAGACGUGUGAAGCUUAUCGCGAGAUGCGCUUGACCAAGAAGGCUGGCCCUUACUGCACAGAAUCGCUGCAACUCGUCCCCCACUCUCUUCAUGGACUCUUGUUCCAGGCCCAGACCGAACUCAAUGAAGACCGAUUCGAGGACGCCAUUCGCACCCUGAAUACGGCCAAGGAACACCAUGGUCAAUCCCAGGAUGUUCAGAGUCUAUUGCAAAAAGCACACACGUUGCUGAAGCGCUCGAAACAGAAGGAUUACUACAAGGUCUUGGGCGUGAGCCGGGAUGCUGACGAACGAACGAUCAAAAAGGCCUAUCGCCAGCUGACGAAGCAACACCAUCCCGACAAGGCUCGGUCGCAGGGGAUCACCAAGGAGGAUGCGGAGAAGAAGAUGGCGUCCAUCAAUGAGGCUUACGAAGUCCUGAGCGACCCUGAGCUGCGCACGCGGUUCGACAACGGCGACGACCCGAACGACCCCGAGGCCCAACGCAGCAAUCCAUUCCAAGGCAGCCCCUUCGGGCCCGGUGGCGGGCAGCAAUUCUUCUUCCAGCAAGGUGGUCAACAGUUCAAGUUCUCAGGUGGCGGCUUCCCCGGUGGAGGAGGUUUCCCCUUCCGCUGA
Molecule: messenger RNA, 1569 nt
Organism: Penicillium lagena
Lineage: Eukaryota; Fungi; Ascomycota; Eurotiomycetes; Eurotiales; Aspergillaceae
Product: DnaJ and TPR domain protein
Exons: 2
Coding region: 1-1569 (522 amino acids)
Biological process (GO): protein folding in endoplasmic reticulum
Cellular component (GO): endoplasmic reticulum
Molecular function (GO): protein-folding chaperone binding; misfolded protein binding
Source: RefSeq, a predicted model, not a curated record